Acanthopagrus latus (yellowfin seabream) is the source of this 4577-nucleotide messenger RNA. It is a transcript of the gene washc4, whose product is annotated as WASH complex subunit 4. NCBI's taxonomy places the organism in Eukaryota, Metazoa, Chordata, Actinopteri, Spariformes, Sparidae. Gene Ontology annotation, biological process: endosomal transport; endosome organization. The record is from RefSeq and is a predicted model, not a curated record. The transcript has 33 exons. The coding region runs from base 99 to 3614 and encodes 1171 amino acids. Gene Ontology annotation, cellular component: WASH complex; endosome.
UGACCACUAGCGGCCAUUGACAAAAUCAUGAGACCCAUCAUGGGACCGUGUCGGCCCACUUUCUAGCAGCGGUGUUUUGGUUCACCUGUGCGGGCAGUAUGGCGGUAGAAACCCUCGCUCAUGACUGGGAGUUUGACCGUUUUGACGACGGUUCACAAAAAAUACACACAGAGGUUCAACUGAAGAACUACAGCAAGUUUCUGGAGGAGUACACCUCCCAGCUGAGGGGUAUCGAGGAGGCUCUGGAUGACUCAAUCGGAGAUGUGUGGGACUUCACUCUGGACCCCAUCGCCCUGAAGCUUCUCCCAUAUGAGCAGUCCUCCUUAUUGGAGUUGAUUAAAACAGACAACAAGGUUUUGAACAAAGUCGUCACAGUUUAUGCUGCUCUGUGCAGUGAAGUGAAGAAGCUGAAGUAUGAGGCCGAAACCAAAUUCUACAAUGGCUUAUUGUACUACGGAGAAGGAGUGUCUGACACCAGUGUUGUUGAAGGAGAGUCCCAGAUUCAGAUGGGCAGAUUUAUCUCAUUCCUUCAGGAACUGUCCUGUUUUGUGUCAAGAUGUUAUGAAGUGGUGGUCAACAUUGUCCAUCAGCUGGCUGCUCUCUACAACAGCAACAAGGGUGCGACGAAAAUCAUUGAGUCGUCAGGUGUCCAUUUCCAGAUAGUGUAUGAACACCUCGGGGAGUUGUUAGUGGUUCUGCUCACGCUCGAUGAGAUAAUGGAGAAUCACGGAACAUUAAAAGAUCACUGGAAGAUGUAUAAAAGGUUGUUGAAAUCGGUGCACCAUAACCCAGGAAAGUUUUCCAUCCCUGAAGAGAAGCUGAAACCUUUCGAGAAGCUGCUGCUCAAGCUUGAGGGACAGCUGUUGGAUGGCAUGAUACUGCAGGCCUGUGUGGAGCAGAGAUUCGAUGAGCCUGGGGAAGGAGUAGCUGUCGCCAAAAACAGUGCCUUUGCCGAAGAGUUUGCCUUCAACAUUCGCACCAUCUUCACCAAUAUUGAGUCCAAAAUAGGUGAACCUUCAGAGAUUGACCAGAGAGAUAAAUAUGCUGGCGUAUGCGGUCUCUUUGUGCUUCACUUUCACAUCUUUAGGAGCGUCGACAAAAAGUUCUACAAAUCCCUGCUCGACAUCUGUAAAAAGGUUCCAGCUGUCACUCUGACAUCAAACAUCAUCUGGUUUCCCGACACUUUCCUCAUCACGAAGGUCCCAGCUGCAGCUAAACUGAUGGAUAAGAAGAGCGUUCAGGGCAUCCGGGCGCAGAGAGACACCUUCCUGCAGCAAAGAGCUCAGAUGCUAACAAAGGAUGUUCAGUCCUACUACGUGUUUGUAACUUCCUGGAUGAUGAAGAUGGAGUCCAUCUUGUCCAAGGAGCAAAAAAGUGACAAGCUGGCUGAAGACCUGAACAGCAGGUGUAAUGUGUUUGUGCAGGGCAUCCUGUAUGCAUACAGCAUCAGCACCAUCAUCAAAACCACCAUGAACAUGUACAUGUCGAUGCAGCGGCCCAUGACCAAGACCUCUGUCAAAGCUCUGUGUCGACUGGUUGAGUUGCUCAAGGCUGUGGAACACACGUUUCACAGGCGGUCCAUGGUCGUAGCAGACUCUGUUUCUCACAUCACUCAGCAGCUGCAGUCACAGGCCCUCAACAGCAUCGGCAUGGCCAAGAAAAGAGUGAUCUCUGACAAGAAAUACAGCGAGCAGCGGCUGGAUGUGCUGUCGUCUUUGGUGCUGGCAGAAAACGCUCUGAGUGGACCGAGCACCAAGGAGAGACGCCUGGUGGUGUCUCUGGCUCUGUGUGUCGGCACUCAGCUGAAAACUUUCAAAGAUGAGGAGCUGCUUCCACUGCAGCUUGUGCUGAAGAAGUUGGAUCUGAUUAGCGAGCUGAGUGAGAGGGUGAAGCUGCAGUGUGACUGUAGUUUUCUUUACUGGCACCGAGCUGUGUUUCCCAUCUACCUAGAUGACGUAUACGACAAUGCAGUGGACGCAGCACGAAUACACUACAUGUUCAGUGCACUUCGGGACAGCGUGCCCUCCAUGUUGCACGCCAAACACAUGGAGUCAUGUGACCAGCUACUGGAGAGCUACGACAAGGAGAUCAUGGACGUGUUCAACGAGCACCUGCUGGACAAGCUGUGUAAGGAAAUCGAGAAGGACCUGCGUCUCUCUGUUCACACCCACCUGAAGCUGGACGACAGGAACCCUUUCAAAGUCGGCAUGAAGGACCUGGCCCACUUCUUCUCCCUCAAACCCAUCCGAUUCUUCAACCGCUUCAUUCAUAUCAAAGCCUAUGUGACUCACUACCUGGACAAAACUUUCUACAACCUGACCACGGUCGCUCUGCACGACUGGGCCACCUACAGCGAGAUGAGAAACCUCGCCACGCAGCGCUACGGACUCACGAUGACGGAGGCGUACCUGCCCAGCCAGACCCUGGAGCAGGGUUUGGACGUUCUGGAGAUCAUGAGGAACAUUCACGUGUUUGUCUCACGCUACCUUUAUAACCUCAACAACCAGAUCUUCAUAGAGAAGGCCAGUAACAACAAGCACUUGAACACUAUCAACAUCCGUCACAUCGCCAACUCCAUCCGCACCCACGGCACAGGCAUCAUGAACACCACGGUGAAUUUCACCUACCAGUUCCUGCGGAAGAAGUUUUACAUCUUCAGCCAGUUUAUGUACGACGAACACAUCAAGUCGAGACUCAUCAAAGACAUCCGCUUCUUCAGAGAGACAAAGGACCAGUCUGAUCAGAAGUAUCCAUUUGAGCGAGCAGAGAAGUUUAACCGCGGCAUCAGGAAGCUGGGCAUCACUCCCGAUGGACAGAGCUACCUGGACCAGUUCAGACAGCUCAUCAGCCAGAUCGGUAACGCAAUGGGGUAUGUGCGCAUGAUCCGUUCUGGAGGCCUCCACUGUUGCAGCAGUGCCAUCAGGUUCGUCCCCGACCUGGAGGACAUAGUGAACUUUGAGGAGCUGGUGAAGGAGGAGGGACUGUCAGAGGAGACCCAGAGAGCUGCCAGCAUCCUUGAUUCGGUGUUGGGGGAUCUGACCAGCAACUCGGCCGAAGGGACUGAGUAUUUCAAGAUGCUGGUGGCCGUGUUCGCACCUGAGUUUCGCAGUGCAAAGAAUAUGCACCUGAGGAACUUCUACAUGAUCGUACCCCCGCUGACGGUGAAUUUUGUGGAGCACUCCAUCAGCUGCAAAGAGAAACUCAACAAGAAGAACAAAACUGGAGCUGCUUUCACAGACGAUGGCUUCGCGAUGGGCGUGGCAUAUAUCCUGAAGCUGCUGGACCAGUAUCUGGAGUUCGACUCUCUGCACUGGUUCCAGGCCGUCAGAGAUAAGUACAAGAAAGAGAUGAGCGCUGUGGUGAAGGAGCAGAACGUCCAGUCUGCCAGCCAGGACGAGAAGCUGCUGCAGACGAUGAACCUCACUCAGAAGAGGCUGGACAUCUACCUACAGGAGUUUGAGCUGCUCCACUUCUCAUUAAGCAGCGCCCGGAUCUUCUUCAGAGCAGACAAGACUGCAGCCGAGGAGAUUCAGGAGAAGAAAGAUAAAGAUCAAGCUGCUAAAGCCGGAGGUCCUUCAGAUGGCUCAGCUCCGACUGACGCUGCCUCAAAGUGACCGUCACUGUGAGAUCACAGCCCGAAGAGAAGACUACCUGCAGCUGACGGCACUGAAACAUGUAGUUCUGGGAUAAGAGACUGGAAACUGGAUCAGAACAACUAACAAUUGAAGGAAACUGUUUUUUUUUUAAUGUCCUGUGACGAAGUGAUUGUCUUCACUCGAGAACAUGCUCCUGCAGGAAGUGUCUUUUUCUGUUUCCUUUCUACAGAAACAUCGAUGUAACUUCCCACAGCUUUAAAAAUGUUUGCCACAUCUGAUAGAUUCAGCUUGAAUUUGUAGCAUUUAUACAACUGCAGUUUUGAAAAAAAGAAAGGUUUCAGGUGGUGCGAGGUGAAAGUGUGUCCUUUUCCUUUGCCACGCUUCCUUUUGAUACUUGUACAUUUGGUAUGGAUGGACUGGAUUAUUUUUCUACAGUCGGAGCCUCUGCUGAUCAGAGACCUGCUCAUAUCUCUGUUUUGAUUUGCUGCACCUUUUGUUGGUGUCCGAUGUACUAAUUGAUCGUUGCCUGUAACGGCUGUUCUUAAUUGCCUCUGUAGAUUAUAGCACAGUAAUGAGGACUUCUGAGAAUGUUUUCAGUGUAUAAUCUUAUGUUCCUGUGCCAUAUUUGUCCACUGCUAAUUUCUGUUUUGUCCAUUUUAUAUAUUGUGUGAAUUAAGGUGUGUAUGUGCCUUUCAAAACUGUGCAUACAUGUUUUGACAGAAUGGUUAAUUAAGAAAUAACUCAUCGAAACACACACAUUUCUUCCGGGUGUUGCACAGGACAGACUCGCGUUAUUUCUCCGCAGCACCGGAGAUUCAUCAUUACGUUUUUAUUUCCCCAGUUUUCUAUCUAUUAACAUGUGUUACAUGUGACAAUGAGGCCGUAAUUUGGUCAGAAAUUACAUUCCAUGAAUUAACGUGCUUGAAGAGAAAAGUUCUGUGAAGUCUCAUAAGACUAAUAAAACUUGCACUUUCAACAGAA